CAUCAUCCUCCUCCUCCAUCUUCAUUUGAACAUGGACCCUGAAACUGGUUCAGUUAAAAUGUUCUUCUUUCCCUUCGUAGGGGGAGGUCAUCUGAUACCAAUGAUAGACACAGCAAGAGUGUUUGCAUCUCAUGGAGCCAUAUCAACCAUCAUAACCCCACCCCUACCCUCCAACACUCUCCAAUUCCAAAACUCAAUCAAACGUGACCAACAAUCUGGUCUUCCCAUUACCAUUCACUCUCUCAAACUCAAUGAUCCUGAACACGCCCACAUAGACAUGUUUGGUGGUCCCAUGGUCGAUACCUCGGUUCUCCUCGAACCUCUGAGACAGUUCCUCGUCGAACACCGACCCGAUUGCAUUGUCAUUGACAUGUUUCAUCGUUGGGCUGGCGACAUCGUUAGUGAGCUCGAAAUCCCAAGAUUAGUCUUCACAGGUAACGGGUGCUUCUCACGCUGUGUCCAUGAAAACAUUAGAAGGCAUGUUAAGCUUGAGAAUCUGAGUUCAGACUCGGAGCCUUUCCUCGUUCCUGGUCUUCCUCAUACAAUUGAAAUGACAAUGUCUCAGCUUCCUAUUUUCAUGAGAAACCCAUCUCAGUUUCCUGAUAGGAUGAAGCAAAUGGAGGAAAAGAGUUUCGGCACUGUUAUCAACAGCUUCUAUGACUUGGAACCUGCUUAUGCUGAUUACAUUAGAAAUGAGUUGGGGAAAAAAGCGUGGCUUGUAGGACCAGUGUCCCUUUGUAACAGAAACUCAGAGGAUAAAGCAGAAAGAGGAAAGUUAUCCACCAUGGAUGAGAAAAGUUGGUUGAAUUCUAAGGAACCCAAUUCAGUUCUUUAUGUCAGCUUUGGGAGCUUGGCUCAGUUACCUCAGGAACAGCUCAAGGAAAUUGCUUAUGGUCUUGAAGCUUCUGAUCAUUCAUUCAUUUGGGUGGUGGGAAAGAUCCUUAACUCAUCAAAAACCGAGGAAACUGGGAGUGAAAACUGGCUUCCAAAUGGGUUCGAACAGAGGAUGAAGGAAUCAAAUAAAGGGUUGAUUAUUAGAGGUUGGGCUCCUCAGUUGUUGAUAUUGGAACAUGCUGCAAUUGGAGGGUUCAUGACUCAUUGUGGAUGGAACUCGACUUUGGAAGGUGUGAGUGCGGGAGUGCCCAUGAUUACGUGGCCACUCACGGCUGAGCAAUUUUCGAAUGAGAAGUUGAUAACGAAUGUUUUGAGGAUUGGGGUACAAGUUGGGAGCAGGGAAUGGGUGUCGUGGGAUUCUGAAUGGAAAGAGUUUGUGGGGAGAGAGAAGGUGGAGUUGGCAGUGAAAAAGUUGAUGGUUAAGAGUGAAGAGGCAGAGGAAAUGAGAAAGCGAGUUAAAGAAAUUGCAGGGAAUGCUACAAGAGCUGUUGAAGAAGGUGGAACAUCUUACAAUGAUGUUGAUGCCUUAAUUCAAGAGCUUAAAGCUCGCAGGUUGGCAAACCAAGUUCAGGUUGUUCAACAAGACAUCAAGGGACAACUCUAGUGUUCAUUUAUGACACCAAUUCACCGAAGUACACAUAAAACACUAGAAAAAGAGCUCACUAUAUAUUUACCUGCAUCACUUAAUUAAAAUCUAAUUCUAGAUCUAUCCAUGCAAUAGUGACAUCAUUUUCAAAUAAUAUUCAAUAUAUAAAACUGUUUGUGACACACUUGUGUAGCUAUCAUACUUCUUCACAAGUCACAACAUUUGUAAUCCGUUUAACUUGUAUUUUCUAGUAAUUUUAAAUAUAAAAGU
Molecule: messenger RNA, 1750 nt
Organism: Gastrolobium bilobum
Lineage: Eukaryota; Viridiplantae; Streptophyta; Magnoliopsida; Fabales; Fabaceae
Product: abscisate beta-glucosyltransferase-like
Exons: 1
Coding region: 32-1498 (488 amino acids)
Molecular function (GO): UDP-glycosyltransferase activity
Source: RefSeq, a predicted model, not a curated record